Ricinus communis (castor bean) is the source of this 6423-nucleotide messenger RNA. RefSeq lists its product as uncharacterized. Gene Ontology annotation, molecular function: ADP binding; ATP hydrolysis activity. Lineage: Eukaryota; Viridiplantae; Streptophyta; Magnoliopsida; Malpighiales; Euphorbiaceae. Gene Ontology annotation, biological process: defense response to fungus. The record is from RefSeq and is a predicted model, not a curated record.
GUGUACUAAACGACAGUGGAAAAGUCCUACGACAGUGGAGAGCACUGUAGCUUGAACCAACAAGAAGAUUUAUCAAAGGCAUAGAGAAGGAAGAAGAAAUCAGACGGAAUCUUCUGAAUUCGAUUUGUGACUCGAAAGGCUCCGAUUAGUGAAAAUCAUCCGAUCAUUACACUGCCACUCGGCUUGUUGCUUAACUACUCGAUUAGAUAACCGCUCUUAAAUAUAUAUUUUUUAUUAUUCGAUCAAAACAAAACUCAAAAUCUUUUUCUUCAAUGACAAUAAGAUUUUUGUAAUUCAGAGUUAAAUAAUCUACAAAAUUGAAAAUUUUAAAAGGAAAUAUAACUAAAUAUAUACAGAAUUGAUUGUUUAAUCAGGUAGUGACAAAUCAUUAGUCAUUACUUGUUACUCCGUAAUGUCCACUGUUCCUGAAAACACCUGGAAACUUCAAAUGGCCUCUCUAAACCAAUAUGAACGCAGAUGAGUCUAACUUUGUCAAAAAGUUUUAGGCCAGAAACAAUAAAUAAUACUAAUAUAAGAAGAAGAAAAUUACUUGAAAUUCCUCCAUAAACACGAGUCAGGGAAGUCUUCACUGCCGUUAUUUAUUCUUCUCCUCCUCGCUGUUGCUAUUUAUUACAUGUUUACUCGAUGUACGGCCAAGACGAGGUUAACCGAAGUUAAUAAAACGCAAAGUGUUUGCUUUUGCGGUCACUGGUCACUGGUCAAGAAUCGAGCUGCUUUUGUGUUCUUCUUUUUUUUAUAUAAAAAAAAAAAAAAAAAAUUCUUUCUCAACCAAAGCAAGAAGCUUCCUUGUAAUAGAAUUUAUUUAGCCAUCUUUCAACAAUUUCCAUUUCUUUCCUAAAAAAUCUUGGACAGUGCAAACAUUAUUCUUUAUCUUCUUCUCUCCAGUCCAACCAAAGGAUGAAAUUGUUAUACCUUCUAGAGUUUAAUUUCAACAAAGUGAAAGAGAAAAGUUGAAACAUUUGUAACAAGUCCGACCACCCAAAAAUUUUUAGAGAUUGAAAAUCUUGUUUUCUCUAAAAGAAACCCAUGAUAUAUUAGUAUUUUCCAAAUAAAACCUUUUCUUUGUUUUGAUUCCUCAGUGAUAGUUUUGCAAGAUUCAGAUCGAAAUUGGGUGGAAAAUCUUUUCUUUCCUUUGAUUCUUUUUAUUUGGGGGUUGAAGAAAUGGGUUCCCUUUUCGCAUCAGCAGCAGCAGGAGCUGGUUUAGAGUUAGCUUUUGGAAGUCUUUUGAGAAUUAUUCUAGAGGUAAGAAGAAAAAAUGUUAUGUUUGCUUCUACCUUGCAAAUCUUGAUAGAUACAAUGGAGGCUAUAAGACCGAGCAUCAAGAGGAUAGAUUCAUUCAACACAGAUUUUGAUAGGCCUGACGAGAUUAAAGGGUUAAGGGAUUUGAUUAGGAAAGGUGAGGAUUUAGUUAUUAAAUGCUCAAAAGUCCAUAAGUACAAUUAUGUCAAGAAGCCUUAUUAUACCAAGAAACUUAUCAAGCUUGAUGAGUCUAUUCGUAGGUAUAUUAGUACUAUUUUGCCACUAUAUCAAACAUCAGAUAUUAAAGAGACUUUGUAUGAAAUGAGAGUUCUGAGUACUCAGAUUAGGAACUUAAGUAUUGGAGCAUCAAGUAGUGGUGGUGGUGCAUCCAGUAAGAGUAGUGGUAUUAUGGGUGUGUGCUCACCUCCUGGACUCAAGGUUGUUCCCGUUGGGUUAGAUAUUCCUAUGAAGGAUUUAAGAGAAAAAUUGCUGAAGGUUGAUGAGCUAUCAAAAGUGAUUGUGGUAUCAGCUCCUGGAGGAUGUGGAAAGACUACAUUGGCUAUAUCACUUUGUCAUGAUCCUAAUAUCAAUGUCAAAUACAAGGGCAAUAUCUUCUUUGUUACUGUCUCAAAAUCACCCAACCUACUGGUUAUUGUGCAGAGAUUAUUCCAGCAUUUGGAUUCCAUGGUGCCUGAUUUUCUAAGUGAAGAAGAUGCAGUUUACCAAUUGGAAAAUUUGUUUAGGUCCAUAGCACCAGAUCCUAUACUGCUGGUCCUCGAUGAUGUUUGGGCUGGAGCAGAAUCUCUUGUUGAGAACCUCAAGUUCCCAAUAAAAGAUUACAAGAUUUUGGUGACAUCAAGAUUUGAAUUGUCGCGAUUUGGUUCCAGUUAUAGAUUGCAAACACUAAAUGAUACAGAUGCCACAACUCUCUUUUGUCACCUAGCAUUCCUGCCAGAUGGAAACAUGUACAGACCAGAUCAAGAUAUUGUGAAUAAGAUAGUGGAAGUCUGUAAGGGAUUCCCACUAGCCAUUUCAGUGGUUGGCAAAUCACUAUGUGGGAAGUCUGCGGCAGAGUGGAGCAAGAGAAUCAAGGAAUGUUCUAAAGCUGCUUCUAUUCUUGCUAACUGCGAACUGCUUAAUUGUCUACAAAGCAGUGUUGAUGCCUUGAAUGAUAAUGCUGCAGCCAAGGAGUGUUACAAGGACCUAGGUUCCUUUCCUGAAGACCAAAAGAUUCCUGCGACCACACUUAUAGACAUGUGGAUGGAAUUGCAUAAUCUUGAUGAAGACAACGCCAUUGCUAACCUCUAUGAACUCUCCGAUCGGAAUCUGGUUGAUCUUGUAGUUACAAGCAGGAAAGAUGCAAGUGAAGAUUAUGGCUCUGUCAAUGUGCUGCAGCAUGAUUUGCUAAGAGAGUUGGCUAUCAUUCAAAGCAACUCAUUGAGCAUUGAACGAAGAAAAAGGCUAUUUGUAGACAUAAGUGGAAAUAAAAUUCCAGAAUGGUGGGUGGAACCAAGGCAACUAUUUAUCAGGGCCAGCCUCUUAUCUAUCUGCACAGAUGAAAUGUUCUCAUCAAGUUGGUGCAGCAUGGAAGCACCUGAAGUCAAGGUUCUAGUUCUAAAUUUCCAGUCCAAGAACUACACCUUACCCUUCUUCAUGAGUGGAAUGGAGAAGCUAAAGGUUUUAGUAGUUGCAAAUUAUGGUUUCUCUCCUGCUGAGUUGAGCAAUUUCCAGCUUCUUGGUUCUUUAUUCAAUCUGAAGAGAAUCAGAUUAGAAAAGAUUUCAAUUCCAUCAUUUUUCUUGACAUCCGUACAAUUGGAGAAGCUAGAAAAGAUAUCUUUGGUUAUGUGUAAUAUUGGCCAAGCUUUUUGUAACUCUGCUAUCUGGAUGCCUAAUUUGAUGGAGAUCAACAUCGACUACUGCAAUGAUUUGGUGGAACUACCUGAUGGGUUGUGCGAUCUUAUCCGCCUAAAAAGGCUCAGUAUCACCAAUUGUCACAAACUGUCUGCACUACCAGAAGAAAUUGGAAAGCUGGUGAAUUUGGAGCUGCUGAGACUUAAUUCUUGCAUUGAAUUGUUAGAGUUGCCAGAAUCAAUUGGGGAACUCCAUAAUUUGAGCAUUCUUGACAUAUCUGACUGCUUAAGCAUAACAAAAUUGCCAGAACAGAUCAGUGAGUUGAGUAAUUUAAGAAAGCUCUACAUGAUUGACUGCUCAAGUUGUGAACUUCCAUUGUCAGUAAUGAACCUUGUCCACCUAAAGGAAGUGAUAGGUGAUGAAGAAACAGCCAAUUCAUGGAAAGAUUUCUCCUCUUUCCUGCCGAAUCUGGUAAUUAAGGUGCAUAAAGAUAUCAACUUGAACUGGCUUCGCUCAAAUCCACAUAAAGCAAAAGCAAGAGUCAAGUGCGAAGUUGCCCAAACAAUACGCAUCGACUCAGGACAUGGCAGGCUAACAAUUCCUGCUCUUUUCAUAUGGACACCUUCCAAUUCUCAUUUAUGGAACUUGUCACUUCCUUUCACAGGAGUAGAAUCAGUUAUGGCAGCUGACUUAGUUGGCGGGGCUGUCCUUGGCGCAAUACUUGGAGAGCUUCUAGAAGCAGUUCUGAGAGCUAAAAACAGAACCUUCAUGUUCAAGUCAAUACUAAAACGCAUGGAAUGCACGCUUGAAACCGUUACUCCAAUCGUUAAGGAGAUCGAAGAGCUGAACAAGGUAUUGGAUCGGAGAAAUGAAGAAAUGGGAAUAAUAAUGAAAGAAAUCAGGAAAGGCAAGAAGCUGGUUCUUGAAUGCUCAGGAAUGCAAUGGUAUUAUGCAUGUUGGAGAACACCUAAGUACGCAGGUAAGCUUAUCAAGUUAGAAAAAUCACUCAAGUUGUUCUUCCAAAUUGUUAUGCAAGCUCAACGAGCAAGAGAUGGUAAAGAAGCGUUAUUGGAGAUGAAAGAUCUUCGCAUGGAUUUAAAACGCUUAGGUUUGAAUGCAAAUAAUAAAAGGGCGCAUAGUGUGAAUGGAUAUAGUCCUCCAUUGGUGAUUCCUGAGCCACCGACAAAUCCUGUAGGACUAAAGGUUCCAUUAGAGGAAUUGAAAAUGGAGCUGUUUAAUGACGGGGCGUCCAUUGUUGUAUUGUCUGCUCCUCCAGGUUGCGGAAAGACCACAUUGGCUAAACUACUUUGUCAUGAUGAACAAGUUAAAGAGAAAUUUAGGGAUAAUAUAUUCUUUGUGAUUGUGUCAAGAAAGCCAACCAUGGAGGACAUUGUACAGAAACUAUUUCAGCACAAGGAUUAUGAGAUGCCUUGGUUUCAAAAUGACGAGCAUAUAGUUUACCACUUAGAACAAUUUUUGAAGAGACUAGCACCAGAUCCUAUAUUGUUAGUACUGGAUGAUAUUUGGCAUGAUUCAGAAUCUCUCCUUGACAAAUUCAAGUUCCAAAUCCCAAAUUACAAGAUUUUGGUGACAUCAAGAUCUGCAUUUCCAAGAUUUGGUUCUAAUUCUACAUAUAAGCUGAAGCCACUGAAUGAUAAAGAUGCCACGACUCUUUUCCGCAAUUCAGCUUCCCUUCCUGAAAAGUUAUGUGACAUUGAUGAAGAUGUUGUCGACAAGAUAGUGAAAGGGUGUAAGGGUAUUCCACUAGCCCUUAAAGUGGUAGGUAGAUCACUCUGUGGAGAACCUGAAGAAAUUUGGAAAAGAAGAGAAAUGGAACUGUCAAAAGGCAAUACUAUUUUUGAAUACAGUGAUAUACUCAAUUGUCUCCAGAGCAGUUUGGAUGCCCUGGACAGUUCGAUUAUAAUCAAGGAAUGUUAUAUGGACCUGUGUGCAUUUCCUGAAGACCAAAGAAUUCCUGUCACUGCCCUCAUUGAUACGUGGGCAGAAUUGUAUGAACUAGAUGAAGAUGGUGUAUAUGCUGUCGCCAACCUUUAUGAGCUCUCCACUCGGAAUCUGAUUGAUCUCGUAGUCACAAGGAAAGAUAGAAAUGGCAGCUAUAAUCAGCACUUCGUUAUCCAGCAUGAUCUUCUCAGAGAGCUAGCCAUCCGCCAGAACAGCUUUGAAUCCUUUGAGCAGACAAAAAGACUAGUUCUGGAUACAAGUGCCGGUGAUGCUUCCAACUGGUGGAUGGGGCAAAAGCAGCCUAGCAUAGUUUGCCGCCUCUUGUCUAUCUCCACAGAUGAGAAAUUUGCUUCAAUUUGGUGCAGCAUACAAGCACCUGAAGCUGAGGUUUUGGUUCUAAACACUCGUACAAAGAAUUACAGAUUACCUGCGUUCUUGGAGAAAAUGAAGAAAUUAAAAGUUCUGGUCCUCACAAACUACAGUUUCUUCCCUACUUCAAUAGGAAAUUUCCCAGUUCUUGGUGCUGUAUCCAAUUUGAAGAGGAUCAGAUUGGAGAAGAUUUCAAUUCCUUCCUAUGGCUUCACCUCUAUAGAGUUCAAGAAUCUACAGAAGAUAACAUGUGAAGCUUUUAGUAGUACAUCUGCCAUCAAGGUUUCAGAAGCAUUGCCAAACUUGGUGGAAUUAAACAUCGACUACUGCAACGAUUUCACAGAGUUGCCCGUUGGCCUGUGUCAACUUAUCCAGCUAAAGAAAUUCAGUGUCACCAAUUGUCACAAGUUGGCUACAUUGCCUAAAGAAAUUGGCAAGUUGAUUAAUUUGGAGGUUGUAAGACUUAGUUCCUGUAUCGAGCUGUUAGGGUUACCAAACACGAUAGAAAGCCUCCAGAAGCUGAGCACUCUUGAUAUAUCAGAGUGCUCAGAGAUCAGGAAAUUGCCAGGCCAGAUUGGCGAUCUGCAUAAUCUAAGAAAACUCCAUAUGAUGGGUUGCUCAAACGAUAUUGAGUUGCCGCCAUCAUUGUUGAAUCUUGAGCAUCUUAAGGAAGUGAUAUGCGACGAAGAAAUAGCCAGCUUAUGGGAACCAUUUGCAGAGCAUCUCAAGAAGUUAAAAAUUAAGGUGCAUAAAGAAGAUAUCAACUUAAACUGGCUCUGCAAUUGAGGUUUUUGAGCUGCUUUCAUCUCAAAUAUAGCUAAGCAGGCAGUUUCCAACCCUGUUACAGCGUCCCUUUUCUAAUGAUAGUUUCUGCUUGAAGUUUUUGUGAUGGCAUUAUGUUGCACUAUUUCAAUUUUCAGAACAAGACAUGGUAAAAUAAAAUUACCGCAGAACUGACAGACAUCGACCUUUGAUCUUUUA